AUGUUUUGCCUCCAGUUCAACCUUGGUGCGGCACAAAAGACUCCAACAGGAGAGAAGCCAUACCAAUGCCAGGAGUGUGGGAAAUGUUUUACUAACAGUUCACACUUGGUAACCCACAAAAGACUCCACACAGGAGAGAAGCCUUACCAAUGCCAGGACUGUGGGAAGUCUUUUGCUUCCAGUUCAGCCUUGGUGAGCCACAAAAGACUUCACACAGGAGAGAAGCCAUAUCAGUGCCCAGAGUGUGGGAAAUAUUUUGCUUACCGUUCAGCCUUGGUGAGGCACAAAAGACUCCACACAGGAAAUAAGCCAUACCAAUGCCAAGAUUGUGGGAAAUGUUUUGCUCAGUGUUCACACUUGGUGAGGCACAGAAGACUCCACACAGGAGAGAAGCCAUACCAAUGCCAAGAGUGUGGGAAGUGUUUUACUAACAGUUCACACUUGGUGAGCCACAGAAGGGUCCACACAGGAGAGAAGCCAUACCAAUGCCAGCAGUGUGGGAAUUUUUUUACUUCCAGCUCGGCCUUGGUGAGCCACAAAAGACUCCACACAGGAGAGAAGCCAUACCAAUGCCAGGAGUGUGGGAAAACUUUUGCUGACAGUUCAGUCUUGGUGAGCCACAAAAGACUCCACACAGGAGAGAAGCCAUACCAAUGCCAGGAGUGUGGGAAAGGUUUUACUUACGGUUCAGCUUUAGUGAAGCACAAAAGACUCCACACAGGAGAGAAGCCCUACCAAUGCCAGGAGUGUGGGAAAUGUUUUGCUUCCAGUUCAGAUUUGGUGAGGCACAAAAAACUCCACACAGGAGAGAAGCCAUACCAAUGUCAGGAGUGUGGGACAUGUUUUGCUCACAGUUCACUCUUAUUGAGGCACAAACAACUCCACACUGGAGAGAAACCAUACCAAGUCCAGGAAAUGUUAUGCUGACAGUUCAGCCUUGGUGAGGCAUAAAAAGCUACACACAGGAAAGGAAGGGUAGAAGUUCCAGAAGUAUGGGAAUUGUUUUACUCAGACUUCAUCCUUUAACAAGCACUAGAGAAUACACACAGGCUAAAAACAUACAAAUGUGAGGCAUGUGGGAAAUGUUUUGAUUGGGGUUCAUACCUUUUGAACUAUCACGGACUACAUACAGGAGGGACAUUAUCCAAAGAGCUGGAACAAAAUAAAUAAAAUGAGAUGCAACCGGGAAAUUGAAGGUACUGGACAUUCUGGUGCUGUAGACUAUACAUUCAACAUUUCCCGAUGAGCACGUGUUAUUCCAUUGGCUUCCAGUAACACUUGACUUGACUUUGGACUCAUUUCUUAGACAAUUCUCUUCUUAGUUUCAAAUUCUGUUCAUGUUUUUCACUUUUUUUGACUUGGACUGUUUUGGAGAAGGCUUUUGCUUCCCUGGACACCCAUAUCAUCUGAUUUCAAACAAGACAGUUUGAGAAGUUCUGUCUAAGAUUUGGUGGAGUCCUCUUUCUUGUUAUUUAAAUGUCACUUAAAUAGAAACCACAUGUA
Molecule: messenger RNA, 1503 nt
Organism: Anolis sagrei ordinatus
Lineage: Eukaryota; Metazoa; Chordata; Lepidosauria; Squamata; Anolidae
Source: RefSeq, a predicted model, not a curated record